GCCCAGAAACCCCCGCGACACCUCAACUUACAGAACUGGCUUCUUGGGCUUCGGGAGUGUUUCCCAUUUAAACAAACAGUGCCGAAGAUGGCGGAGAGUUAAUGGUGAAAAGAAGAAAUUAUCGAUCCGGUAGAGAGCUACGUCCACAAGACUCCAUUGACCAACCCACUUAGGACCACACCCCCAGAGUGAAGGGGAAGGGGAGAUCUGAUCAUCCAUCAUCUAGGCGCCAUCACAAGGUGCUGAUAUGUGUACACGAUGAGUGGAUUGGGGGAGAACUCCAUGGAGCCUCUGAGCUCAGAAAACCGGAAACGCAAGCUCUCCACUUGCGACACGCCUGGUCUGGGGUGUGAGAGGAAGCGUCGGGAGCAGGAGAGCAAAUACAUAGAGGAGCUGGCAGAGCUGAUCUCUGCCAACCUCAGCGACAUCGACAGUUUCAACGUCAAACCAGACAAAUGUGCCAUCCUCAAAGAGACAGUGCGCCAGAUCCGCCAGAUCAAAGAGCAGGGAAAAGCUUCAUCCAACGAUGACGACGUUCAGAAAUCAGACGUGUCCUCAACAGGUCAGGGGGUCAUCGACAAGGACCACCUGGGGCCGCUCCUGCUGCAGGCGCUGGACGGAUUCCUGUUUGUGGUGAACCGGGAGGGCAGCAUCGUGUUUGUGUCAGAUAACGUGACGCAGUACCUGCAGUACAAACAGGAGGAGCUCAUCAACACCAGCGUGUACAACAUUCUCCACGAGGACGACAGGGAGGAGUUUCAUAAGAACCUGCCCAAGACCAACAUAAAUGGGGUGUCGUGGGGAAGCGAGGCGGCCCGACAGAAGAGUCACACCUUCACUUGCCGGAUGCUGGUCAAGUUUGGCCACGUCCACGGCCCCAUGGACGAGGGGCCAGCUGGGCCACGCUACGAGACCAUGCAGUGUUUUGCUCUUACCCAGCCCAAGGCCAUGAUUGAGGAGGGGGAAGACCUGCAGUCAUGUAUGAUCUGUGUGGCCCGUAGGGUGACAGCUAUGGAGAGAACGGAGAGUUUCAAUACCCGGCAUGAGCUCUCAGGUAAACUGAUCCAGAUUGACCAGAACUCUCUGCGAGCGUCAAUGCGUCCAGGGUGGGAGGAUUUGUUGAGGCGUUGCAUUCAGAUGUUCCUGCAGCACAGUGAUGGGCAGCCGUGGUCACACAAACGCCACUACCAUGAGGCCUUUCUGCAGGGUCACGCUGAGACGCCCCUGUACCGCUUCUCUCUGUCCGACGGCACUCCAGUCACAGCCCAGACCAAGAGCAAGCUCUACCGUCACCCCAUGAGCAACGAGCCGCAAGGCUUCAUCUCCACUCACCUACUACAGAGAGAACCAAACGGUUACCGCUCUGCUCAGGGUGCGAGCAUGAUGCCGAAUACUAUGAGACAACAGGGCAUGGGAGGCCCCAACCCAAAUGCCCAAAUGAACAUGAACACCAGUGGGGGGAUGGGAAUGGGGGGCAUGGGCAGCAUGAACAGGGGCUUCAGCAUGAAUGAGCAGGGCCACAUGGGUCACAUGGGUCCAAUGGGAGGCAGCUCUAUGUAUGGUGGAGGAGGAAGUGGAGGCGGAGGCAUGGGCAAUCGCAUGAUGCAGAUGAAUCAGAUGGGGCAGAUGAAUCAGGUGGGGCACAUGAAUCACCCAGGCCAAAGCAUGCCGCAGCACCCACAGCAGCCCCCGUUUCAGAGCAGUGGUGGGUUUGGGCUCAGUGGCAUGAACAGCCCUUCGGGGAGCCCCAGAAUGGGUGGCCCGCAGCAGGGACUCCUGAUGUCACCCCGGAACAGAGGGAGCCCAAAAAUGGGUGCCAACCAGUUCUCACCCGGAGGCAUACACUCUCCUAUGAGUGGCAUCGGCAGUGGGGGAGGAAGUGGAGGGAGCACUACCACCUUCUCCAGCAGCUCCCUAAACGCCCUACAAGCCAUCAGUGAAGGAGUAGGGAGCUCCCUCCCCUCCACCCUAACAUCCCCCUCACCAGCCCACAAACCAGACAGCUCUCCCAGCAUCCACUCCUCCUCCUCUUCCUCUCAGCCCAGCCAGCCUGCCAAACCAGGCCAAGAUGGCUCCAAAAGCCCAGCAGGAGGCUUAGGGCCUGGGCCUGGGCCUGGUGACCAUCACCACCCCAUGCAUCAUCACCACCAUCAUCAGCAUCCUCAGGCUGAGAGUUCUGGAGACCGACCAGACAGCCAGGCAGCUACAGCGACUAAAGAGUCUGGAGAGGGGAGCAAUGAGGCAGGGGUGGCAAGCGCCGAACCCCCUCGAAGGGUGCCAGACAGUAAGGGGCAUAAGAAGUUACUGCAGUUGCUGACUUCCCCAACUGAGGAGCUGGGAAUAGGUGGCAGCGGGCCAACAGGUCCCCCUGUACUACCCCCACCAACCAGUAGCAGUACUCCUGCCGGAUCAGACAGUAAGGACUCCGCUGGAGGCAUGACUAGCCCUUCGUCCACUGGGGUCUCCUCCUCUUCUUCAGCCAAUGCUAAUCCAGGCCAGGCGAGCGGGCCAGGGGGAGUGUCAACAUCGAUAUCGUCAGCCCACUACACAGGAUCACUGCAAGAGAAGCACAAGAUCCUCCACAAGCUUCUUCAAAAUGGUAAUACCCCGGAUGAAGUAGCUAAAAUCACAGCCGAGGCUACGGGAAAAGUGUCACUUGGGAGCCAGGAGGGCGGUGAGGUUGGGACAGGAGGAUCAGGGGCUGGGACUGGGCCUGGGUUGAUCACGGAGCCUAAGCAAGAGCAACAUAGCCCCAAGAAAGAGAAGACCCACGCCCUCCUCCACUACCUCCUCAAUAAGGAUGAUUCCAAAGAGCCAGUGGAUGUCAAGCCCAAACUCGAAGAGCUAGAAGGAAAGGGACCUCCAGGGGCCGCUGGCGGCCCUCCACGAAACGGCCCUGGAUCUGGGCCUGGCCCUGCACCCGAGCAUCCUGAGAGCAAGAUCAAGUCAGAACCACCUGAUGAUUUGCACAACCUGGAGUCUAUCCUGGGAGACCUGAGGGGUUCAAGCUCUGACUUUUACCCAGAUCAGGCCGGAGGUGGAGGGGCUAAUGACACAGGAACCAAACCUCAGGGUUGCCUUGACGACAGCCUGCAGGGGAGUCCAGGAAUGGGUCCGGGACCUCGGGGGGCCUUCCAGAGGGCUAUGUCCAUGGAUGGGAAGCCUCCUGGAGGGCCUGGAGGAGCAGCUAGACGCCCCAUGCUUAUCAAGCAGGAGAACAUGAUGGGCAGCCCAGACGGCUACCCUGGAAACAUGGGACCAAUGAAUAGGGGCAUGGUUCCCCAGAGGUCUCCCAUGGGGGGGUCAGGUGACUGGGGCAUGCCCCGCUCUAGUGCCAGUCCUGUGGGCUCAGCAGGACACCCGUCCAUGAUGCGCCCAGGCAUGGAGUACAACAAUGGCAAGGGCAUGAUGUCAGGACCCAUGGUCAGUCGCUCCAACAGCGUCCCGGGCACCAGGUCUAUGCUGCAGCAACAGCUCAUGGAUAUGGGAGGCUCUGCUGACAUGGGCAUGGGUAUGAGUCCCUUUAGCCAGCCGGGACAGCCCAACCAGUCCCCCUCCUGGCCGGAUACUAUGAUGGGUAUGGAGGGUAAUAGUAGACGGCAGUUCGGCAACACCUUGGAUGAUCUACUGGUGCCCCCUACCACCAGUGAGGGUCAGAGUGAUGAGCGGGCACUCCUGGACCAGCUGGACUCUCUGCUGAAUAACACAGAUGGAAUUGCUUUGGAGGAGAUAGACCGAGCCCUGGGCAUCCCAGACCUCGUCAGCCAGACUCAGGGGGCAGAGCAGCAGCUGGAGCCUUUUCCAGGACAGGACCCGUCCAUGGUGCUUGACCAGAAGCCUCUCUAUGGACAGGGCUAUCCCGGACCCACUGCCAUGCCGAUGCAGUCCGGCUAUGGAGGGAACCCCAUGCAGGGUCAGGCCCAGCAGGGGGGGUUUGGGCCGAUGCUCUCACAGAUGGGCCAAGGUGGCAGUUUCCCUGGUAUGGGUGGAAUGGGUGGCAUGGGGCACCCCCGUGCCAACAUGAUGAGACCGAGGAUGAUGAGUGCCAACAAGCCCAUGAGACUCCAGCUGCAACAGAGGCUGCAGGGACAGCAGUUCAUGAAUCAGACGCGGCAGGGCAUGGGCAUGAAGAUGGAGAACCCGGGAGGCAACCCUGGCAUGAGGCCUGGCAUGCAGCCCGGCAUGGGAGGACAGCCGGGCUUCCUCAAUGCUCAGAUGAUGGCUCAGCGCAGCAGGGAGAUGGUCACCAUGCAGAUGAGGAGGCAGCGCAUGAUGAUGCUGAUGCAGCAGCAGCAGCAGCAGCAGGCGGCAGCGGCGGCUGCUGCAGCUGCAGGAGGGUUCAGCCCCCCUCCAAAUGUCACGGCUCCGGGUGGCAUGGACAAUCCAAUGGGAGGGCCAAACAUGGGCCAGCCAGGCCCCCAGCAGUUUGGCUAUGGUGGGAACUAUGGCAUUGGACAGCAAGGAGACCCCUCGUUUGGCCCAUCAGCCGGCAGUCCUCCUAAUGCCAUGAUGCCAGGCCGCCUGGGGCCUCAAAACCCCAUGAUGCAACAGCACCCGCAGGGUGGUCCCAUGUAUCAGGGCGCAGAUAUGAAAGGCUGGUCGCAGGGAGGAAUGGGGCGCAACAGUUCAUACCCUCAGCAGCAGUUUGGGCAGCAGGGACCUCCAGGGCAGCAGCAGUUUGGGCAACAGGGGAAUCCAGGGCAGUAUGGAGGCAUGAUGAUGAACGGGGGCAUGCCGGCCAGCGGAGGAGGAGGACACAUGGGCCAGAUGGGAGGACAGAUGGGUAUGAACCCAAUGGUGAUGGGACGCAUGCCUAUGGGGCCUGAUCAGAAAUACUGCUGAACACCGUGACAGAAGCAUUUGUCUCACUGUGAUCUCCAUUUAGAGAUAGGACACGGCUGCAGCACUGGACUGUGUGGAGGAGCAGGUGGUGUGCGUCUUUUGUGUAGUGCUGCACUCCCACCAGACAGGGGAGUGAGCUUCCUUUCGGACUCGUGGCCAGUAAUGGCAGUCUGGCAGUCUGGAAAAUAGACAGACUGUCUUACGUACAUACACGAAAGCACACAGCGUUCACGAAAAUCAGAAACACUGUGACUCAUUUACACACGUAAAUACAUGAGGACUGUCAGACAGACAGCUCUGUGAUUCCUCUCGUAGACUGUAGUUUAAUAUUCCUCUCUUUACGAGCGGUGUGUGUGCCUCAGUAAACACACCGCUCGCUGGACCAAACAGUGAAGGUGGACAGACAUUUGAGCGGAUCACAGACUUGGACAAACGUGUGCAGACACCCUCUCCACUGUCGAAUGUACCAUGAAGCUGUGUUCAGAUUUGAAACGUGGGAUUCCCCUCUUGUCUCCGAACUCCGUGGGAUUUUUUUAAAAUCUGCCGUCUCCCUGCUGCUCCUGGAAGAUCUCUGCGACGUAGAGCAAACACGGUUUCCAGAUGACGAGCCAUCGGAUUGUGACACUCAGAUGAAUGUCAUUAAGCAGUAGCACAUUGUUUGGUCCUCCGAAGACGCCGCUGGGCUAAAGUACGACUGAAUUAUUUGUUGGCUGAUUGCACUUUAAGAAAAGGCCAACAUCAGAAGGAUUGUGGCAAUAUAGAGGCCUUUACCCAAGAAAUAAUGCAUAGCAGCAGACAUUUCCUGUUUAUUUUUGUGUGUGUGUUCUCCAAGUUUUCCUCUCUGAGAAAUGGGGGCUGUUGAUUGGAAAUGGGUAACCGUGAUGGUCUUUGCUCUAAAGUGGGAACCAGUAGAAAGGCAGUAAGCACAGAUUUUAUCCUCUCUUCUACAGUGUACCGAUUUAUUACAACAAGAGAAAUUCAUACUUUUUAAGUCAUUUUAAAAUCACUCUUGAAACAAACAGACUUCGAUUAAUGUUCAAAACUCCACUUAUAUUUAUACAGAUUCACGACGUGGUCAUUUUAUCAUUCCAGAGGUAAUUUUUAAAUCCAAAUGUUGCAGAUAUUUUGGUUACCUUGCACCAAUUUACAGUGUUACUAUAAGUGCAGAAAUGAAAUUGAUUCUCAAUGAUAAAAUUGAUGUCUGUAUUAGUGCACACUAAAAGAAAGUGUUAGAUUUCAGUGUAGGCGUGCAGAUUUCUAGCAAUAAUCCUUCCUCCUGGUUUUCCUCUGAGGACAAAGCUGAAGCAUCAUUUACUCAAAGCGACGGUACUGCAGUGUUAGACAUGAUGUCUUGUUUAGAGCUGUUCUUUUCCUUUUGUCUAUGAAUAUGAAUUGUAAAUAUGCUUCAAAUGUACUAUAUAUAAAUAUAUAUAUGCUUUUGUAGGUCACAUACUGUUUUUGCACAGAUUGUAAGGCUUGAUAUUUAAAAGUGUAAUUUUCCUAUUCCGUCGUAGGUCAGCGUUUAUUUUCAGUACUUUAACCAGUGGUUGGAAAGGAAGGGCCUCCUUUUUCUAAGCAGUACCUGUAGAUUUUCUUUCAUACUGCCACUUUCUUUCUCUCAGAAAGCACUUUUUAUUUGUGAUCUUCAAAUCAUGAAUUUCUCUUUAUUUUCUGAGGACAUAGUCUUAGCUAAAGAGGUGCUAGUGAGUAAAUGUUUUAAAAUAAAUUAUUUUUCUUUUGACAAAAAAAGAAAAAACACAAAAUAUGCCUAUACAAAAAAAGUUGACACAUGAUUGUGUUAGGCUUCUAGGGGCCCGGAUGUCUUACCAGUAUGUGGGGGUUUAUAUUUUCUGAUCCGAACCUCAUGUGUGACUUUUCACUCCUUAGAUUUCUGUGCUUUGGCUUUUGCUGAUUUGAUCCUUCAGCCCCAGAUAUGAGACUUUGGGAAGCAGUCCCACUGUAUAAUUGUCUGUAAGUCUUUUUGGUUUGUUCACAGAUUUUUAAUCCUGAUUGAAGCAACACAGCAAAGCAUUUAAAUCCCCUAAUUGACUGUGUUUCUUUUUUUGACAUUUGAGUUUGCCUUUGUUUUCAUUUUACUUCCUGUGAAGCUUUUGUUUAGAAAUCUACCUUUGAAAACAUGCUCAAUCCAAAGAUUUUUGUUUGUCAAUCUGCAGUGCUUAGAAACAGUUCCUGACGUAGAUCGUGCAAGUACACGUGUGCUUUUACUGUUGCACAUAACCUAUAAUAUACAUUGAAUAAAUAUGUUUAAUUGCAUAUAUUAUAUCCCCAUCCGUAUGACGUAGAGUAGAGAUGAGUCUGGUUCUGCUGAGGUGGUUUGAGUUUUUGUUUGUGAUUGUUUCUUCCUUUCUGUAGAACUUACGGCCAGUUGAAUAGUGGUGCUGCAAACGGUUAUUUCACCAGAGAAUGCUGAGAUUUUCUAAGCUGGAAAGGAGGAUUCAUGAUCGAUGUCAUUAUUUCUCAGAAUAAUAGCUAGAAGUUGUUAGUUUGUUUUUUUUUUUUUUGUUCUUUUUUUAACCCAAUCUCAAUGAAGAAAAUGAAAGAUUGAUCUACAAAUAUUAAAAAAAUGUGUGUGUUUUGCUUUAAAGGAAAGAAACUCAGAGCUAAAGAAAAGACAAGACACAUCUGGGAAACAUAGUCAUUAUUACAGGAUGUAAAAUACUAUUGCAUUUUUUUCUUACCUUGUUUCUUGAUGUUAAUA
Xiphias gladius (swordfish) is the source of this 7561-nucleotide messenger RNA. Its product is annotated as nuclear receptor coactivator 3-like. Gene Ontology annotation, cellular component: nucleus. Gene Ontology annotation, biological process: positive regulation of transcription by RNA polymerase II; cellular response to hormone stimulus. NCBI's taxonomy places the organism in Eukaryota, Metazoa, Chordata, Actinopteri, Istiophoriformes, Xiphiidae. Gene Ontology annotation, molecular function: protein dimerization activity; nuclear receptor binding. The transcript has 23 exons. The record is from RefSeq and is a predicted model, not a curated record. Bases 259 to 4842 code for a protein of 1527 amino acids.